AUGGCGGGGUAUCGACCGCGGCCAUCCGCAACAGACGGCGGUGCCAAAACACCAUUACAACCCAAAUCGUCAGACUCAAUUAAUCGCCUCGCCAAGCCCUUCAAGUGCCCGGGAUCGGCAACUUACACUCGAGCCUCAGAGAAGCCGGCCAGGAAGAGGCGCAAGGUGAACUAUGCCAAUGCCGAUGGAAGUGCGGAAGAUGGGGCGGAGAAGCCGUACACUAAUGAAGAUCGGCUGGCUUUAGCAACCCGAGAAGCCAACAAAUUUCCCGUGUUCAAGCCCAAGGAUAAAGAUGCUGCGUUCAGACAAAGGUUCCAAAUCCCUUUGAUCAACAAAGUCACCGACGACUACAACGCCGGUCGCCCCGCCCCGACCUUGGGCAUGCGACGAGGUGCGACGUUUGUGGUCAAGCCACUUCAUGAUCCCAGUGGAGAAUUUGCCAUUGUCUUGUAUGACCCAACCGUUGACGAUGUCGCCGAGGAGUCUGCGCCCAAGGAUCAAGAAGGGCAGAAGGAAGAGCACAAGCCCGAGCUGGAUGAGCCACUGGUUCAUAAGAGUCUGGCUGAUAUCCUUGGUCUCAAAAAGAAAGUGGAAGACCGGCCAAAGGUGCCUGUGGUCAUUGAUCCCAGGUUGGCCAAGGUUCUCCGACCACAUCAAGUGGAGGGUGUGAAGCUUGGGUAUUUGCAGUUUCUUUAUAGAUGCACAACUGGGAUGGUCGACAGGAAUGCAAAUGGCUGCAUCAUGGCGGACGGUAUGGGACUGGGCAAAACGCUUCAAUGCAUCGCUCUAAUGUGGAGCCUGUUAAAACAGUCCUCGGAGGCUGGGAAAACAACAAUCCAGAAAUGCGUGAUAGCUUGCCCGUCCAGUUUGGUAGGGAAUUGGGCCAACGAACUCACGAAAUGGCUGGGGAAGGAUGCUACGAUACCUUUCGCGGUGGAUGGCAAGGCUACCAAGACAGAACUCACGACCCAAAUCAAGCAAUGGGCCAUGGCGUCAGGACGUAGCAUCGUGAGGCCCGUGCUUAUCGUGUCGUACGAGACGCUGCGCAUGUAUGUGGAGGCACUUAAAGACACUCCAAUCGGGUUGCUUCUAUGUGACGAAGGCCAUCGGCUCAAAAACAAGGAGAGCUUGACAUGGACAGCUUUGAACAGCCUCAAUGUUAGUCGUCGGGUAAUUCUUUCCGGAACGCCCAUCCAGAACGACCUGUCCGAGUACUUUGCUCUCCUUCAUUUUGCCAAUCCAAACCUCCUGGGCUCUCAGAAUGAGUUUCGGAAAAAGUUUGAACUGCCGAUUCUUCGGGGUCGCGAUGCCGCAGGCACUGAAGAAGACCGAAAGAAGGGUGACGAGCGCUUGGUUGAACUUUCCGGCAUUGUCAACAAGUUCAUCAUCCGCCGGACGAACGACAUUCUUUCGAAAUACUUGCCCAUCAAAUAUGAGCAUGUCGUGUUCUGCAACAUGUCCCAGUUCCAACUCGACCUCUACAAUCAUUUCAUCCAAAGCCCGGAGAUCCGAAGCCUGCUUCGAGGAAAAGGCAGCCAACCUCUCAAGGCAAUCGGAAUUUUAAAGAAGCUUUGCAACCACCCCGAUCUACUCGACAUAGCCAGCGAUCUUCCAGGGAGCGAGCAUACUUACCCCGAGGACUUCACGCCGCCCGAAGCCAGGGGCCGUGACCGAGACGUCAAGAGCUGGUACUCUGGGAAGAUGAUGGUGCUUGAUCGGAUGUUAGCACGGAUUCGUCAAGACACUAACGACAAGAUUGUUCUCAUCAGCAAUUACACCCAGACCCUGGAUCUCUUUGAACGGCUCUGUCGAUCGCGAGCCUAUGGUAGUCUGCGGCUCGAUGGCACAAUGAACAUCAAGAAGCGGCAGAAGCUUGUGGACAAAUUCAACGACCCGGAUGGGCCCGAGUUUGUUUUCCUGCUCAGUAGUAAGGCCGGUGGAUGUGGUCUGAACCUGAUCGGAGCCAACCGGCUGGUACUCUUCGAUCCUGAUUGGAACCCGGCCGCUGACCAGCAAGCACUGGCCCGUGUAUGGCGUGAUGGACAGAAGAAGGACUGCUUUGUCUAUCGGUUCAUUGCGACCGGCUCGAUUGAGGAAAAGAUCUUCCAACGUCAAUCACACAAACAGUCGCUCUCGUCUUGCGUUGUCGAUUCGGCCGAGGACGUCGAGCGCCACUUCUCGCUGGAAUCACUGCGGGAACUUUUCCAGUUCAAACCUGAGACACCCUGCGAUACCCACGAUACCUUUAAAUGCAAACGAUGUCGGUCCGACGGCACCCAGUUUAUCAAGGCUCCGGCCAUGCUCUAUGGAGACACGAGCUCAUGGAACCAUUUUGUUAAUAGUGGAGAGCAGGGGCCCCUGAAUCAGAUCCAAGACCUGCUCCUCCGACAAGAGACAAGUGAACGGGAUGUCUCUGCGGUUUUCCAGUACAUCAGCCACUGA
Penicillium alfredii is the source of this 2442-nucleotide messenger RNA. RefSeq names its product DNA-dependent ATPase RAD54. Bases 1 to 2442 code for a protein of 813 amino acids. Gene Ontology annotation, cellular component: nucleus. Gene Ontology annotation, biological process: reciprocal meiotic recombination; double-strand break repair via synthesis-dependent strand annealing. The transcript has 5 exons. The record is from RefSeq and is a predicted model, not a curated record. NCBI's taxonomy places the organism in Eukaryota, Fungi, Ascomycota, Eurotiomycetes, Eurotiales, Aspergillaceae. Gene Ontology annotation, molecular function: ATP-dependent chromatin remodeler activity; DNA translocase activity; ATP binding.